Molecule: messenger RNA, 786 nt
Organism: Apiotrichum porosum
Lineage: Eukaryota; Fungi; Basidiomycota; Tremellomycetes; Trichosporonales; Trichosporonaceae
Exons: 6
Coding region: 1-786 (261 amino acids)
Cellular component (GO): cytosol
Molecular function (GO): electron transfer activity
Source: RefSeq, a predicted model, not a curated record
AUGCACCCCUCCCGCCCCUCCCUCGUCCACAUCCUGGUUCCCGUCAAGCGUGCCAUCGACUAUGCCGUCAAGAUCCGGAUAGCCCCUGGCAACAAGGGUGUAGACACCAGCGUCAAGCACUCGAUGAACCCCUUCGACGAGAUCGCCGUCGAGGAGGCUGUCCGCAUGCGUGAGAAGCAGGGCAAGCUUGUGGAGAGCAUCACCGCCGUCUCGAUCGGUCCCCCCAAGGCCGUCGACACCAUCCGCACUGCCCUCGCCAUGGGUGCCGACUCUGGUAUCCACAUCACUGUCCCCGAGGGCACUGUUGUCGAGCCCCUUGCCGUCGCCCAGGCGAUCAAGAAGCUCAUUGAGCGUUCGGGCAACACCGACCUCGUCAUCCUCGGCAAGCAGGCCAUUGACGACGACACCGGUGCCACUGGCGGUAUGCUCGCCGGCCUUACUGGCUGGUCGCAGGCCGCUUUCGCGUCCAAGCUUGGCGUGUCUGAGGACGGCAAGGUCGAGGUCACCCGCGAGAUUGACGGCGGUCUCGAGAAGAUCGAGUCCAAGCUCCCCCUCAUCCUCACCACCGACCUCCGCCUCAACGAGCCCCGCUACGCGUCGCUCCCCAACAUCAUGAAGGCCAAGAAGAAGAAGAUUGAGACCCUCAAGCCCGAGGACCUCGGCCUCGACUUCACCCCGCGCCUCGAGACCAUUUCGGUUUCGGCUCCUGCCGAGCGCCAGGGCGGCGGCAAGGUCGAGACUGUCGCCGAGCUUGUCAGCAAGCUCAAGGAGGCUGGUGUCAUCUAA